Molecule: messenger RNA, 2412 nt
Organism: Hibiscus syriacus
Lineage: Eukaryota; Viridiplantae; Streptophyta; Magnoliopsida; Malvales; Malvaceae
Product: probable E3 ubiquitin-protein ligase EDA40
Exons: 2
Coding region: 340-2364 (674 amino acids)
Source: RefSeq, a predicted model, not a curated record
AUUGAGAGAGAUAAGGCUUUUGGCACCCAGCAAUCAGUGAAGGCUUUAGAUUGAUUGCAGUGAUCUUUUUGUGGGGGAAGAUUUCGAAACAGAAGCAAACAAUAUAGAUAAAGUCUCAGGCUGAAAAGAAAAUAUAAAGCCAAAGCAGUGAUCUUUUGGGGCAUUUCUUCUUCAUCUAAUCCAUUUAUUUUGUUUCCCUAUUUUCUCAGAAAUUCUAGUUCUGUGCUCAAUCCGUUUCUUCUCCCUCACAAUCAAUUAGAUUCUUCCACAUGAACUAAAGUCCUCCCAACUGAAGACAAAAGAUUCAACUCGACUGAAAACAGAGACAGUUUUAAAAGAAUGGUGACCGGUUGGAGAAGAGCUUUUUGCACUUCCAUUCCCAAGAAGCAAGACAGCGCAGUUUUACCAGAAAAGCAACAACAACAGCAAAACAUUAGCACCAAAAGUCCAAGAUUUUCCUCAAAGUUUGGGUUUUUCUCCAACCCAUCAACCCCAAGGCUACAAUCUCAACCGGUUUCAAGACCAAGUCUUCGUUGCCGAACUGCUUCCUCUUCCACCCCAACUUCUUCUCUUCCCAAUAGCCCCAAACUCCGCAGUACAUCUCAUUUCUCCAGCCCUUCCUCCCCUAAAUCCCCUUCCAGUUUCUCCUUCCUUAAAUCGACUCUCUGCCUCUCCAAAGGUGGCCGGUGUGGAAUCUGUUUAGAAAGCGUGAAAACGGGCCAGGGAACAGCGAUUUUCACGGCGGAGUGUUCACAUUCCUUCCAUUUCCAUUGCGUCGCUGCCCAUAUCAGGAAGCAACAAUUACUAAUUUGCCCCGUCUGUUCCACCACCUGGAAAGAGUUGCCUUUACUCUCCCUUCAACACCCCGAACAACCCCAUAAAGCAUCUUUCAGCAACAUCAAAACGAAGUCUUUUCGGGUCUAUAACGAUGAUGAACCGUUGGCCUCACCUGUUUCUCUUUCCCAGUUUAACCCCAUCCCUGAAUCCGAGGAAACCGAAAACGACGACGAAGAGGAGGAAUUCCAAGGAUUUUUUGUUACACCGAGGAGUAAUGAGAGAAACGUGGAGGUUAGGUUGUCGCAGGAGGCGGCGAUGGUGGCGGUUGGGAGGAGUUACGAAAGUUACGUGGUGGUUUUGAAAGUGAGCGCGCCAGCAGUAACGCGUGGGUUGAAGAGGGCUGCGAUUGACUUGGUUACGGUGUUGGAUGUUAGCGGUGGUGCGAUACGGUUGCAGAUGCUGAAACGCGUGAUGCGGUCGAUCAUAUCUUUGCUUAACGAAAAGGACCGAUUGUCGAUCGUGAUUUUCUCGUCGAUUUCAAAACGGUUGUUGCCGUUGAAAAGGAUGAGUUCCGGCGGAAGGAGAUCUGCAAGAAGGAUCGUCGAAGCGCUGGGAAGCAACGGUCAAGGGAUGAGUGUCAACGACGCACUGAAAAAGGCGGUCAAAAUAUUGGAGGAUCGUAGAGAGAAAAACGCAGUUUCCAGUAUCAUGAUCUUAUCCGACAGUCAUGAUAAACAGUCACAGUCCAAUCCAACCAAUCAGAACCUUCCAGCUGUUUCCACCACGCGCCUGAGCAAUUCAGAAAUCCCCGUGCACUCAUUCGGCUUCGGAUCGUGCACUCACGCUCCAAACGAGGAUGCUUUUUGUAAAAUCGUGAACCGUCUGUUAAGCGUGGUGGUUCAAGAUGUGAGUCUUCAACUGGGAUUCGAAUCUGGGUCAGCUCCAGCCGAGAUAUCAUCGGUCUAUUCAUUGACGGCCCGACCGGCUGCACUCGGGUCUAGUUCGGUACGGGUUGGGGAUUUGCAUUCGGGCGAGGAGAGAGAACUAUUGGUGGAACUGAAAGUACCCGUAUCUUCUCGCGGGUCCCAUAGAGUGAUGUCCGUACGAUCGUCUUGUGCAGAUCCAUUCACUCGGGAGAUGGUCUACUCGAGGGAUCAAAGCUUGGUUUUACCUCGGCUGCCGCGGUCCGUUCGAUCUUCGUCUCCGAGCGUCGCACGGUUGAGGAACCUCCACGUGAGCACGCGCGCUGUGGCGGAGUCUCGGGCAUUGAUCGAACACAACGAUUUAUCGGGGGCUCAGCAUUUGCUUACCUCGGCUCGAGCUUUGUUAAUGCAAUCGGGUUCGAGUUCGGCUGAGGAAUUUAUUGGGGGAUUGGAGUCUGAGUUAGCCGAGUUGAGCCGGCGGCGACAGAAACAACGGGUACAUAAUAGUGGUAAUGUUAAUAACGGGAGAGUGGAGGAAAAGGUUGAGCCGUUAACGCCGACGUCGGCUUGGAGAGCCGCGGAGAGAUUGGCAAAAGUGGCGAUCAUGAGGAAGCAUAUGAAUAGAGUUAGCGAUUUGCAUGGGUUUGAAAAUGCCAGAUUUUAAUUUUUCUAUUUUGUAACACAAAACAAUGUGUAGCAUGAAAUUACAUAA